Molecule: messenger RNA, 755 nt
Organism: Dreissena polymorpha
Lineage: Eukaryota; Metazoa; Mollusca; Bivalvia; Myida; Dreissenidae
Product: caspase-8-like
Exons: 5
Coding region: 1-420 (139 amino acids)
Biological process (GO): proteolysis
Molecular function (GO): cysteine-type endopeptidase activity
Source: RefSeq, a predicted model, not a curated record
AUGAUAGCAUCGUCGAUGGCUGGUAAGCCCAAGCUGUUUUUCCUGCAGGCCGGACAGGGCCACGACAAGAUGGAGGCUGGGGAGGUCCCAGAACGCGACGCGCCAGAGCCUUUAAAAGACCCUUUUAAUGAUAUAGAGGUAGGUGAGGUUCUGCCAAACGAGGCAGACUUCUUGCUAGGCUACGCAACAGUUCCCGGUUACGUUACCUUCCGUAGUAGGAACCAGGGCACUUGGUUUAUUUGUAAGCUGUGUGAAAUGCUGGGAAAGUAUGCACACAGGGAACACCUUAUCGAGAUUCUGACAAGGGUUAACAAAGAGGUAGCCAAGCUCGACGCCAACGUUGAUGGUGGCAGAUUCAAACAGGUGCCAUCACCUAUGUACACGCUGCGAUAUAAACUCUAUUUGAAACCUAUGAAAUAGACCUGUGGUGAUAGAUGGAUUACUUUUUUUGCUGCCUGUGAAGUUUCCUUAGGCAGAGCUAUCGUGAUACAACUUAUGUAAUCAAUGUGUAAUGUUGCUACAUACAAUUGCUUGUGGGACUUAAACUUCGAUUGGAUUAUUUGUAGCAUUUUGUCUUUUUACUUAAACUUAAGUCUAUUAUUUGUGGACUUUCAAACUGAGAUAGAGUGAGUAGAGAUACAUGUUUGCCACAAAUGAAAUACAAUGAAACCUAAGAAUUUCAUAUUUUCGGACACUUUAACAGAGACAAAUUCAGUAGAGAUACCUUAAGAACCACAAUUAAAUAAAGUUUGAUU